Molecule: messenger RNA, 1498 nt
Organism: Manis javanica (Malayan pangolin)
Lineage: Eukaryota; Metazoa; Chordata; Mammalia; Pholidota; Manidae
Gene: C11H11orf86
Product: chromosome 11 C11orf86 homolog
Source: RefSeq, a predicted model, not a curated record
AGCCAGGGCUGCAGGAGUUCAGGGGAGGCCAAGCUCUUCAUGGGUGGGUGGUCAGAGAAGGGUCCCUGGAGGAGGAGGAGGAAGGAGAGAGGCCCACACCCUAGAAUGUGGAGAGGGAGUAGUGAGGGUGACUCAGGGAUGCUUGGCCCCUGUGGCAUGCCCUUUGGUUUAUGAUGGCCACCUCAACAGCACCAACCUUUGCCCUGAAGUGAGCUCCUGUCAGAUAGCUGGAGGAGCCAGGCCAUCUCAGAGGCCAGUGGCUUGAUGAGGGGCUGGGGCAGUCAGGUGCCUUCAGCCUCCAGAACCAUGGGGACUGGGCUACGCAGCCAGUCCUUGCGAGGACCACGGCCUUCCUAUGGCAAGCUCCAGGAGCCCUGGGAGAAGCCUUCGGAGAGACGACUGUGCCGGGCACUAAGCCUCAGACAGGGGCGAGAGAAGUCCAGGUCCUCAGACAGAGGCCCAGAAGGGCUGGACACCCCCCAUCAGGAGCAGAUGCCAGGGGCCUUGGGGGACACGGAGCAGCUGAUCCAAGCUCAGCAAGGAGGCAACCGGCGAUGGCUGAAGCAGUAUCAGCAGCUGGUAAGGAGAAGGUGGGAGAACUUUGUCUCCAGCUUCCCCACUGUGACCCUAAGCCGGCCAGCCUCCCCGGAGCUCCCUCUGGCCACCACCAGAUAAGGGCUAGAAGCGACGGUGGCCCCUGCUGCACCCAGAUGAGACAGCCAUGUCCACUGACCUAUCCCCUGGGGCAUCUUCUGGACUGUGGAUGGUGCAGCCUCCUUUACAUGGACUGUUCCUGCCUUCUUUACCUGGUCUGCUGAGGCCCCUGCCACCAGCUCAUUCAAGGGCCCUGUGAUUGUUCCGGGGCUCUGACCCUCCAACUCCACACUAGCUCACAGCACCAGCCCCAAGGGGACCGUGAAAAGAGGGGACCUCAGCUCUUUCUCCUAGUGGAUUCUGCCCUCUGGGCAUAGGGAUACCCCUGGAUGGUGACAUGUAUGAGGGUCUAGAAACAUGCCCAGAAGGGGGCGUGUCGACCGACUUGUCGCCCCUGGCCCAACACAAGACCAGGCAGUAGCUUCCAGGACAGAACUCUGUGAAGCCAGGCCCAUGCUGAGAGAUGGGCGCAGUGCCUGGCCGCGGGCCAUGCCCCACCCACCCUUCUCACCAGCCGCCUGUGCUGGGCAGGGCAUGGGUGUCCCUCACAGAUGGUGAGCUCCCUCCCGGGCAAGGACCCUGCAUGGCAGUCCUCAGUGCUAGCACUCUGUGGCUGUAUAUAUAUAAGGCCCGGCCCAUAUACUGUGGCUUCCAGCCUCACAGUAUCCCAGUGACGAAAGCAGGGGAAGUCUUCUCUCCCCAUGUGACAGAAGGGGAAACUGAGGCCUGGGGGAUGGGAUUAUUGUCUUUGGCAUCUCCUGCCCCACUCCCACCCAGUUCGCAACACUGGGGUUGAACACAGAAAUAAAGAUUGCUGAGCUGAAGAACACAGUUGGCCUAGUGA